This is a messenger RNA of Sitophilus oryzae (rice weevil), 693 nucleotides long. RefSeq names its product adult-specific cuticular protein ACP-20-like. The transcript has 3 exons. NCBI's taxonomy places the organism in Eukaryota, Metazoa, Arthropoda, Insecta, Coleoptera, Curculionidae. The coding region runs from base 54 to 461 and encodes 135 amino acids. The record is from RefSeq and is a predicted model, not a curated record. Gene Ontology annotation, cellular component: extracellular matrix.
UAUUCAUACAGUAGUUUCGUGGAGUCAGUGGUAUAUAGUUUAACAAAACCAAAAUGUUCAAGAUCAUAGUUUUGUUAAGUUUGGUGGUUUAUGCCAGCGCUGGAUACUCCUACUACUCCUUUGGAGGAGGUGGAGGUGGCGGUGGAAGAAAAUAUGAAGAAGUAAAAGAAUAUAAAGGAACUGGACACACUUUUGAUUACUACACUGUCCCCCACUACGAGUACAAAUACGGAGUCCACGACCCCAAACACCACGACGUUCACGAACAAAAAGAAGAGCGUUACGGAGACAAAGUCAAGGGAGAGUACUCCCUCCACGAACCUGACGGUACCAUCAGGUACGUCAAGUACGAAGCCGACAAAGAAAACGGUUUCAACGCAGAGGUAAGAAGAGAAGGGCACGCAGUCCAUCCUCAACAUUACAGGGUGUCCAAAGGAAAGGAAAUCCCUCAUCACUAUUAGAUCCAACGUGCCAUACAAGAUCUAGGAGCAUAAACUUGCUAUAAUCAAUAUAGUACCACAUUUUACCACUGACUGCUGUAUUCUUAUGUUAAAGGAAGUGUCUGAAAAAUACUCAGAUAUUAUUGUAUUCUUAAGUAUGUGGGUGUGUUACAUGAAGUCUGUAAAAUUCAUAUUGAAUUUUAUAUGAGUUUCGUGUGUUAUGUUGUUAUAUUUACGCAUCAGCUUGUACAUG